AUGUGCAAGUCGGACUACGCUAAGCAGCUGCGGGCGACAUCCGAUCAGGAACGCUCGACCACGGGGAAUGCAACGGGCGGAUCAAACCGUGCCUCCACGUCCAUGGUGGAAGCGCCGCCCGUGCGUCGCUCCAGGCAGAGAGAUAUCCGUGACAUGACGGACCAAGUUGCGCAUAAUCGACUUGAUUACCUGUGGGCUGCUGCGGUGGCCGAGAACGACCUCGCCUUCAACGUGUCUAAGUCGAAAUCGAUGCAGGCGUUCGUCGACGCGGCGAUCAUGUACGCGAAACCGUACACCCUCCCAACCCCGUACAAGGUAUCCGGCCCGCUGCUAGACAAGCUGAAGGCGGACUCCGAGGACCUGCUGCGGCCGCUGAAGGAUAGCUGGAAGACCAGCGGGUGCUCGCUCUCCGUCGAUGGAUGGACGGACAUCAAAUCCCGCGGUUUUGUGUGUGUCAUCGCACAAAACGACACUGCACCCGUCAUCGUCGACAUCGUCGACUCGAAGACCGCCAAAAAAACCGGGGACUACUUGGCAACGCUUAUUCAGGGAGCGAUCACCACGGUGGGGCCGAAGCAUGUCGUCCAAGUCGUCAUGGAUAACGCUUCGAACAACAAAAACGCCGCCAGCAAGUUAAGCGCGGAUUAUCCCCACAUUUUCUUCACCAACUGCGCUGCCCACUGCCUCGACUUGAUGUUGCACGACAUCGGCAAGAUCCCUGCGGUGAAACUCGUCCUUUCCCAAGUGCACCAGGUCGUUAUGAUGAUCAAAGGCUCCGCGUCGGCCGUGGUCUUGUUCCGUGAGCUUUUUACCAAGCUCUCGUUGGUGCGGCCUGGUGCAACGAGAUUUGGCACCCAGGUCAUCAUGCUCGGCAGGUUCCUGGAGGUGAAGCGCACGUUGAGGGCGAUGGUAAUCAGCGAGGAAUGGGAGGAUGCAGCUGUGGCAAAGACGGAGGAGGGGAUGGAGGUUAGGAAGCUACUGUUGGACGACGUUUUUUGGGACCGUGGGACGGCCGUGCACCGCCUCAUGACUCCCAUCUACGAGGUUCUUCGCGCGGUCGACACACGGGCUCAAGUCAUGGGGCAGCUGUACGGCCUCAUGCUUGAAGCCACGGUGAAGACUAAUGCGGCUGCUGAGACGGCUGCCGCACACUUCAUCAAGCGGACGGGUCUGCUGUUGCCGAAGGAUAAGAGCUCCUUUCUCACCUCCAUCAAGGCGAUCAUUGCAAGGAGGUGGGACGCACAACUGCACAACCCCCUGCACGCCAUCGGUUGGCUCCUCAACCCCCGUAACCAGUACAUUGGGGAGGUAAGGAAUGAUAAGGAGAUUAGGAAGGGGGUGGAUGAGGUGAUCCGGGCCCGUGGCGGGGAUGUGCAGCAGCGCAUAACGCUAGCUGCACAGGUGGCUCAGUUUCACCGAGGGGAGGGCAGGUUGGGCUCUGACGAUGCCCGUUGGGCAGCAACUACCUUGGUGGAGGCGGGGCGCAUGACGGAGGCAGAAUGGUGGUUCCUGUUUGGUGGGGAGGUGCAGCAGCUCCAAGACCUGGCUGUGACGUCUCUGUCACAGCCAGUCACCUCCUCCAAGGUGGAGAGGUACUGGUCGGCGCUGGCACGUGUGCAGAGGCGCGACCGGAACCGCCUCACGGCGAAGAAGAUGACUGACGUCACCUUCGUCGCCUUCACACGGCGUGCCCGUGAUGCCUUCGAUCGAAAGGCAGCCCUGCGUUCCAAGCUCUAUCAGGACCUGGGCAACGGCACCCUCAGGGAAGGGGCUGCCAUCCCCGUGGAGGCGGAAGUGGAGGUGGAGGAAGGGGAUGCGGAGGAGGAGGCACCCGUGGAGGAGGAAUGCACCAUUGAUUGGUCGGAAUUUGGGAGCAUCGGCAAGAAGAGGAAAGGGAAGGCGGCGACGAUUCAAGUGGAGGAGGAGGAGGAGGAGGAGGAAGAGGAUGACGAGGAGUGUGACGGUUAG
This is a messenger RNA of Closterium sp. Yama58-4, 1968 nucleotides long. Lineage: Eukaryota; Viridiplantae; Streptophyta; Zygnematophyceae; Desmidiales; Closteriaceae. The record is from the annotation of a GenBank genome assembly.